Messenger RNA from Salvia splendens (bonfire salvia), 1592 nucleotides. Its product is annotated as probable ADP-ribosylation factor GTPase-activating protein AGD8. Lineage: Eukaryota; Viridiplantae; Streptophyta; Magnoliopsida; Lamiales; Lamiaceae. The coding region runs from base 376 to 1428 and encodes 350 amino acids. Gene Ontology annotation, biological process: COPI coating of Golgi vesicle. The transcript has 7 exons. The record is from RefSeq and is a predicted model, not a curated record. Gene Ontology annotation, molecular function: GTPase activator activity.
AUGUGUUUCGAUUGCAACGCGAAAAAUCCGACUUGGGCGUCGGUUACGUAUGGGAUUUUCCUGUGCAUUGAUUGUUCGGGGGUUCAUCGAAGCCUUGGCGUGCACAUCAGCUUCGUAAGUAUAGCAAUGCUCAAUUCAAAAUCACGUAAAUGUAUUCAAUUUUCAGAAUAUGGCCAACAGAAUAACUUAGUGGGAAACUGGAAAUGAAACAACAAUCCUGAAUGAGGAUGAACUGAAUGUCUUUGAAUAUCUUUCUUCAGUUCUGAUUUUGCUUGUCUUAAUGGAUCCCAGCCAAAAUUAUACACCAAGUAGCUAAAUUUGAAUUUUCUGUGGAAUGGCCAAGUACUUUCAGACCCAUCUUGCAGGUCAACAAAUAUGGAUUCUUGGACACCUGAGCAGUUGAAGAUGAUGUCAUUUGGCGGAAAUAACCGUGCUCAAGUUUUUUUCAAGCAGCAUGGAUGGAGUGAUGGAGGCAAGAUUGAGGCCAAAUAUACCUCGAGAGCUGCUGAGUUAUACAGGCAAUUACUUGCUAAAGAAGUUGCAAAAAGCAAUGCAGAAGAGUCAGGCUUACCUUCCUCGCCCGUUGCUUCCCAGUCAUCCCAACCUUCUAAUGGAUUUUCUGAUGUAAAAGUCGCUGAAGAGUCCAAUGGAAAUUCUUCAAAUGACACCUUGAAAGAAAGCCAAUCUCUGAAAAAUGGAACACCCGAGUGUUCUUCUUCACCCAGGGCCUCUCAAGCAGUUGCAACAAUUUAUGUCAAGAAGACUCUCGGUGCAAAGAAAACUGGGAAGACUGGUGGACUAGGGGCUAAGAAACUCACUAGCAAGCCUAGUGAAAGCCUUUAUGAUCAGAAGCCUGAAGAGCCACCUGUACAAGUUUCUUCUGCCAAAUCUUCAACCAGCGGCACUCCUGCAGUUGGUGCAUCAUUUACAUCUCGAUUUGAGUAUACUGAAAAUAGCCAACCUACUGAGUUGAGUUCUGGAGGCACUCGUAUUAUUAACCAUGUAUCAGCCCCAAAGUCAUCCAAUUUCUUUGCUGAAUACGGCAUGGACAGCGGUUUCUCUAAGAAAAGUGGUUCAAAUUCAUUAAAAGUCCAAGUUGAGGAGACCGACGAAGCGAGGAAGAAAUUUUCUAAUGCAAAAUCUAUAUCAUCUGCCCAGUACUUUGGUAAUCAAACCAAGGCUAAUGAUUUGGAGGCAUCAGCUACAUUGGAGAAAUUCUCAGGGUCAUCAUCAAUUUCAAGUGCCGAUCUGUUUGGUCAGGAGUCAGGCUCUCCUGUUGACGUUACUGCGAGUGAGCUUAUUAAUAAGCUGUCUUUCCAGGCACAACAAGAUAUCUCCUCUCUAAAGAAUAUUGCAGGAGAAACCGGGAAAAAGAUAAGCUCCCUCGCAUCAUCGUUACUAACGGAUCUGCAGGACAGGGUCCUCUGAUAGAGUACAAUGUAUUUGUACAUUAAAAAUGUGUUUGUUCCAUAUUAUUAUAUCUAGUUAAAAUGUAAAGAUAGCAUAAUUUUGAAAAGCUGGGUCAUGCCCUUGCUGGCUUGAGAUGGGUGUUGGCUUUUGCUAUUUUGGGUUAGUGUGGUUAAAUUACUUUA